CAUCUUGCUGCGGUUGCUGUGUAGUAGACUAUCUAUCCGCCCUGUGGGUUGCGGAAGCAGUUAUCCGGCUGGGCCUUGGGUACCUUUUAAAGGAAAAGCCCGACUGAUGCGUAAAAAGACAUCGAGCUGCAAGAAGCACUCAUAAUGUACUCUGAGUGGAGGACUCUGCACCUCGUCAUAAAAAAUGACCAGGGUAACACCAGUGUGCUUCACUGCUAUCCUGAGAACGUGGGCCGAGAAGUUGCAAAUUCAGUGGUUCGACCACUGGGACAAGUACUUAAUACUCCCUCGAGCAUCGGAAAUGAAAGCAUUUUAAAAACCGACAAGGAGGUAAAAUGGACCAUGGAGGUGAUAUGUUAUGGGCUCACAUUGCCAUUGGAAGGGGAUACUGUAAAGUUUUGUGUUGAUGUUUACACUGAUUGGAUGAUGGCCCUCGUGUCUCCAAAGGAUUCCAUUCCGCAGCCAGUUGUCAGAGAGCCCAACAUGUAUGUCCAAAUCAUUCUCAAACAUCUACAGAAUGUCUUUGUUCCAAGGCAGGACUCAGCAGGGAGUCAAAGUAGACUUUGCCUGCAAGUUCUACGAUCUGUCCAGAAGCUGGCCAGGGAUUCAGCAAGCAUGACCCGUGAGACCUGGGAGGUUCUGCUCCUGUUUCUUUUGCAAAUAAAUGACACCCUUCUGGCUGCUCCCACGGUGACAGGUGGCAUUGCAGAGAACCUGGCUGAUAAGCUGAUUGGUGUGCUCUUUGAGGUCUGGUUUUUGGCCUGCACACGCUGCUUUCCCACUCCACCCUACUGGAAGACAGCCAAAGAAAUGGUGGCCAACUGGAGACACCAUCCUGCUGUGGUAGAGCAGUGGAAUAAAGCCAUAUGUGCUCUUACUUCUAGGUUGCUGCGUUUCACCUACGGACCAUCAUUUCCUCCUUUUAAGAUUCCUGAAGAAGAUGCCAGCCUCAUCCCAGCUGAAAUGGAUAAUGAAUGUGUGACACAGACAUGGUUCCGAUUCCUUCACAUGCUAAGUAAUCCUGUGGAUCUAAGCAACCCAAGUAUUAUAGGCACAACACCCAAAUUUCAGGAGCAGUUCCUAAACGUCAGCGGGAUGACUCAAGAACUGAACCAGUAUUCCUGUCUUAAACAAUUGCCCCAUAUCUUCUUCCGAGCCAUGCGUGGGGUUAGCUGCUUAGUGGAUGCUUUCUUAGGAGUUGCGGUUUUUAAGAAAAUUGGGUUCCAAAGAUUACCUUACUAUGGUAUCUCUCGUCCCAGGGCAGACAGUGCCCCUCCUACGCCAGUAAACCGGCUAAGCAUGCCUCAAAAUACAGUCGCCAAUACCACCCCACCACACAACAGAAGGCAUCGUGCAGUCACUGUGAACAGGACCAUUGUGAAACCCAGCUCAGCUAGCACUACACACAGCACAAGAGUCCAACAACAGACCACUUCCACCUCUCCUCUGUCCAGCCCAAACCAAACCAGCUCUGAGCCCCGUCCUCUACCAGCCCCUACAAGGCCCAAAGUUAAUAGUAUUUUGAACCUGUUUGGUUCCUGGCUAUUUGAUGCUGCUUUGGUUCAUUGUAAACUGCAAAAUGGAGUUAACCGGGACAGCAGCAUGACUGCAAUAGCCACACAGGCCACAGUGGAAUUUCGUCGGAAGGGAUCCCAGUUGUCCACAGAUACAAUGAGCUCAAACACCAUGUUUGAUGCUAAUGAAUUCCCAGAAAAUUACGAGGCAGGACGGGCCGAGGCCUGCGGCACUUUGUGUAGAAUAUUCUGCAGCAAGAAGACUGGGGAGGAGAUAUUGUCUGCUUACCUUUCCAGGUUUUACAUGGUUUUGGUCCAGGGGCUGCAAAUAGGAGACUCUAUCUGCCAUCCUGUACUUGCAAGCAUCAUCCUGAACUCCCCUCCUCUCUUCUGCUGUGAUCUCAAGGGUAUUAACGUGGUGGUUCCUUACUUCAUUUCUGCACUUGAAACUAUUUUGCCAGACAGGGAACUUUCAAGGUUUAAAUCGUAUGUAAAUGCGACAGAACUGAGGAGAUCUAGUAUACACAUCUUGGUAUCACUGUUGCCUCUACCACACCACUUUGGAACUGUUAAGUCUGAGGUGCUGCUGGAGGGAAAGUUUAGCAACGAUGAUAGCAUGGGCAGUGAUAAACCAGUGACCUUUCUUUCCCUGAAGUUGAGACUGGUCAAUAUUCUUAUAGGAGCGCUACAGACAGAGACUGAUCCCAACAACACUCAAAUGAUUCUAGGAGCCAUGCUGAACAUUGUUCAAGACUCUGCAUUUUUGGAAGCAACUGGCAACCAGGUUGAAAUGAUAGAAAAUAAUCUGCUGAAAAGCCACAGUCGGACCAACAGUGGAAUAAGCACAGCGAGUGGUGGCAGCACUGAACCCACUACACCAGACAGUGACAGACCAGCACAGGCACUAAUGAGGGACUAUGCUCUUCAUACAGAUACAGCUGCCGGUCUGCUCAAGCGCAGUAUUCAUCUGGUCACCCAGAGGCUCAACUCUCAAUGGAGGUCGGACAUGAGCAUUUCAUUAGCAGCCUUAGAACUACUGUCCGGUUUGGCCAAGGUAAAGGUUGCUAUAGACUCCUCAGACAGGAAGGGAGCUGUGAGUUCUGUAUGUACAUACAUUGUAUACCAGUGUUCACGACCAGCCCCGCAUCACUCCCGCGAUCUGCACUCCAUGAUUGUAGCUGCAUUCCAGUGCCUGUGUGUCUGGCUCACAGAGCAUCCAGACAUGUUAAAUGAAAAGGACUGCCUGAAGGAGGUGUUAGAGAUUGUAGAAUUGGGUAUUUCUGGCAGCAAGUCAAAAACAUCUGAGCAGCAGGAGGUACGUUAUAAAGGUGACAAGGAGCACAAUCCGGCCUCUAUGAGGGUGAAGGAUGCUGCAGAAGCCACAUUAACAUGUAUCAUGCAGUUGCUUGGGGCAUUUCCACCUCCAAGUGGUCCAGCCUCCCCUUGCAGCCUAGUGAAUGAGAGGACCCUGAUUACCUACUCCAGGCUGCCCACUGUGAGCAAGUAUAGCUUCCGCUAUUUUGUCUUGGACAACAGUGUCAUCCUAGCAAUGUUGGAACAACCACUUGGCAACGAACAGAGCAAUCCCAGUCCAUCCAUCACUGUUCUGAUUCGAGGCAUGUCAGGACGCCACGCCUGGUCCAUGCAACUGUGUCACCUUCCCAGAGCAGCAAGAGCCAGUCAGAGGAUGUUUAUUCCCGAGAGCAGGCCGGAGCCAAAAAGCAAUGUUGGCAUUAAGUACAAUGUGAAGCAUCGUCCAUUUCCAGAAGAGGUGGAUAAGAUCCCCUUUGUUAAAGCUGACCUAAGCAUUCCCGACUUGCAUGAGAUUGUUACAGAAGAGUUAGAAUUAAGGCAUGAAAAACUGAGGCUUGGAAUGUCGAACCAAAUCCAAUAUGAGACAACACUGGACAAGGCGAAAGAGGAGGAAUGGAGGAAGAAAAACUAUCCAGACCCAGUCACUGAGUGCAAGCCUCCAUCUCCAGCACAGGAGUUCCAGACCGCACGCUUGCUGCUUUCACACUUUGGAUUCCUAUCUCUUGAAGCACUGAAGGAGUCUACAAAUAGUCGUCUACCUCCUCACCUCAUUGCACUUGACUCACACAUGCCUGGUUUUUUUGAUGACAUUGGGUAUUUGGAUUUGUUGCCCUGCCGCCCUUUUGACACCGUUUUUAUUUUCUACAUGAAGGCUGGUCAGAAAACCAGCCAAGAGAUACUAAAGAAUGUGGAGUAUGCCAGUAAUGUUCAGCUGCACUUUCUGGAGUUCCUCCUUUCCUUGGGCUGGCCUGUGGAUGUAGGGAAACACCCAGGGUGGACUGGUCAUGUUUCUACCAGCUGGUCAAUAAACUGCAAUGGGGAAAAUGACCAGCAAGAUCAAGAGGAUGUUACUUCCACAAAUGAAACCGGUGGAAGUGUUUUCAACGGAGAGAAGAAAGUUUUAUACUACGCGGAUGCAUUGACCGAGAUUGCAUUUGUUGUUCCAUCCCCCACAGAGUCUCUGCCGGACUCCUUGGACAGUACUGUGUCUGAAACUGAUGGAGACUCAAAUAUGGAUCUUCUGCCUGGGAUACUAAAGCAACCUCUAACCCUUGAACUAUUCCCUAAUCACACAGAAACCCUGAACUCUGCACAUCGGCUGAGUCCAACAUCUCGCACUAAGAAAUUACCACAGGGACGUACAGUUCCUCCCAUGGGUCCAGAGACCAAGGUGGCAGUUGUGUGGCUAGAGCAGUAUGAUGAUUUAGACAACUUCCCAUUGUCUGACCUAGUGGCAGAAACCAGCACUGGGAUUGAAACCACUACAAACAGCAGCACCUCUCUCAAAAACAGUGCACCUGAGAAAGAAGUGCCAGUGAUAUUCAUCCACCCCUUGUACACUGGUCUUUUUCGGGUCAAGGUGCAUGGAGCUUCGGGGAAAUUUAACAUGGUGAUUCCCUUGGUCGAUGGAAUGGUGGUUAGCAGAAGAGCCUUGGGCUUUUUAGUAAGACAGACAGUGAUCAAUAUAUGCCGGAGGAAAAGAUUAGAGAGUGACUCCUACAACCCCCCACAUGUGCGACGAAAGCAGAAGAUCACAGACAUAGUCAACAAAUACAGAAACAGACAGUUAGAACCUGAGUUUUACACAUCUCUUUUCCACGAUGUUGGCCUGAAAAGCUGCACCCCUUAAACCACAGCCCCUAAUGGGGCUCCACGUGAAAAGGGAUUACACUGAAUGGACAUCUCCAGUAGUAUCUGGAAACCAAAAAAAAAGAGCUGAUGCACUGAAUGUGUCAUGGAGAAGCCUCUGUAACACACCACCGAGAAAUCCAAACUGAAAUUGACUCUCUGGAUUAACAUAAAGGCUUGCGCUAGCAAUGAAUUUGGCACCAACCACCCUCUGUAGAUUCAUCUGUUAUGCCGCAUGUGGAUCAUCUUACAAUCAUUUGCCUUCUGGGCUACCUGAGAACCAAGAUGAACCUGUUUACUGAAUCUUGUAUUGUAGAUGCAUUUGCAGUCCUUUAAUGGCUAAUGGUCUACUGAAUCCAUUAAUUGAAAGGACUGACUAAAUUGAUAUGAGAGGAGUCCAUCUAGGUAGGGUAUAAAAGGAAUGAUAUCCCAUGCAAACAUGCACUGUGUUAAUAGACCACAUCGUGUAGAUAACACACCUGUUCUGCAGGAGAAGGGCAGCCUGUUGGUAAAUUUGCAGUCUUCUGCUAGCAACCAAGGAGAUCGUAAGGAAACUUUUUUUAGCUGAGGUUAAAGUUCAGUACUCACAAAAUGUAUGCAAUCCUUGUUUUUCACAGACAAACAUAUCUGCCAUAGUAAUUUCUCAGCAGACCAUAUGCACCUUACACUUCAAUUGAACUAUUUCUUUAUCUCACUUUAGCGAAUGAUAUGAGAACAUAUUUGUAAUCUUCAGGGUUAUUUCCAUUUAUCUCCUGCUGGAAGUAUGUAUGUGGUUAUUAUUGGGCAGUGCCUCUAAAGAGACUACCAUAUUAAACAUGGCUUCUGCAUAUUUAUAUUUUAAGUAGUCUGACACUGCAGUUAUGUGUGUGUGUUUGUGUAUUUUAAUUUCACUCUUCUUAAUCUAAGAACUGUUUUUUUUUUGUUUGUUUGUUUUUUGUGUGUUUAGUUAUGACUGAUAAUGUUUUAUGUGUUUGCUUAUUCUGUUAAACCAUUGGUCAUUUUUGAGUAGUGUAAUGGUUGAUGAAACACAUUUUUCUGGAUCACAAGUGGUUGCAUUCUAGAAAGCCAUCUUCUCUAUCAUGUAGGGCAUGCUUCCCCAAACUCUGGCCCUCCAGAUGUUGCUGAACUACAACUCCCAUGAUUCUAUAAAUAGUUCAGCACCAUCUGGAGGUCCGGAGUUUGGGUAGGCCUGAUGUAGGCAAUGCCCAGGUCAUAAUAUCAGUCGAUAUUUGUCAAUGAAGAGAAAAAUGUAGGACUGCACUUUUCAUGCUUCUGCCACUACCCAUAAGUUUUAAAUAUUUUGGGAAGUGUGAACCUCUGGAAAUUGUUUUGUGACAAUCUUAAAUAGAUGUGUCUGCCUUUCAAGUUCCAAUUUUUUUUUUGUUUGUUUUUUACUGCAGCUGUUCAACAAGAAAACACUCUAUAUAAGGCUUAUACUUGUAUCAAGCCAGAAAUAUUUCUCUAAUAUAUCUUUUAGAUGCUUUCAAUUACUUGAAAUCACUAUACCUUUUGUAUUUUCUGGAUUUGACAUUAUAUAGAAAACUCCACAAUUGAACAAUGCCUUGUUCUGUUACCUCUCCAGCAGUCUUCUUCAGAGUCAGUUGUACUAAGCACAGCCAAGCUACUUAUUUGCAUCCUACUAUAAAAUCACAUUCAAGCAUUCUUUCUAAUAUAGGCUCAUAUCCGAAGAUCACAUCUAGAAAAAUACAUAAAAUGUGGUCAUGGUUGCACCAACCUAGGCAAUGGUUCAAUCACUUCUGGAUGUGACACCUGUAACUUGACCCACCAUUUUCAAAACAAAUCCUUCCGUCCCUGUACUCUGCACUGUAGCUCUGGACUCCCCAUGCAAAUUUCCAGCCUGCUUAGCCUUUAUCGUAUUUAUUAAUAAAUGCAAUCUGAAAUAAAAGUCUUUUUUUUUUCAAACCUACAUGAUUUACAAAAAAAAUUCCUAAAUUCCUUCAACGAUCUAGGGUGAUCCAAAUUAUGUACAUGCAGAGCCAAAUGCCAGGAAUUCACACUUUUGCUGUUCAGGGGGCUGGUCCCUCUUUAAGGGUAAAUAGUCUAAGCAUAUUUGACAUUUAAAUGUACAUACAUUUUGUUAGAUUUAGCCUUCAAUUUUUUAUUUUAUUUUUUAUUUAAUUUUUUGCCUGAAAUACUUUUCACUUAAAAUUUAGGCACGUGGCAUUUUGUUUCCGAAUAUAUUUCAUAUUGUUCCU
This is a messenger RNA of Pelobates fuscus (common spadefoot toad), 6892 nucleotides long. It is a transcript of the gene RALGAPB, whose product is annotated as Ral GTPase activating protein non-catalytic subunit beta. NCBI's taxonomy places the organism in Eukaryota, Metazoa, Chordata, Amphibia, Anura, Pelobatidae. Gene Ontology annotation, molecular function: GTPase activator activity. The coding region runs from base 145 to 4677 and encodes 1510 amino acids. The record is from RefSeq and is a predicted model, not a curated record. Gene Ontology annotation, biological process: regulation of small GTPase mediated signal transduction; activation of GTPase activity. The transcript is spliced from 31 exons.